Molecule: messenger RNA, 7915 nt
Organism: Oncorhynchus keta (chum salmon)
Lineage: Eukaryota; Metazoa; Chordata; Actinopteri; Salmoniformes; Salmonidae
Product: inactive ubiquitin carboxyl-terminal hydrolase 54-like
Exons: 23
Coding region: 783-5552 (1589 amino acids)
Biological process (GO): protein deubiquitination
Molecular function (GO): cysteine-type deubiquitinase activity
Source: RefSeq, a predicted model, not a curated record
AAUAUCGCGAGCAUUUGGUUGCCUUGGCUGCAGCGCAGGGUGACGCUAGAGGAGGUUUGACUGGGGUUUAGCGGCAGAGCGUUUCACUCAAGUCCCUCAGGACAAGGGACAAGGCAACAGCGGGGUUGAAAAGUGUCACCUGGGAAGACCUACGUUGUGGCGGCUCCACUAUCACACCUCACAGCUGCUAGAGAGACCGGAGUGCAGAUGCCUCCCAGGCGGCACGUUGAUAUAAAUCUGCUGAAGUGUGAACUUUCACCUCUCUCCCCUUUGGCCUGUUCUGUAAAGAGCUUCUGUUGUUGAGGAGCUAAGACUCUGCUGUACUUGGCUGUGCAGGAGACACCAGUGAAGGUCGACACACCUGCAGCAGCAACAACAACUACCAUCAACGAGUCCCCUAGUGUCAGACGUCUGUGAGAUUCCACAAACGAGUCCAAGAAAGAGGGAGAGUCCAGGAGGGAAUCUAAGAGGGAGUGAGAAAGCUAGAGGAUGAGAAGAUUCCUCUCGCUCUAUCUCUCUGAAGACUGGAUUAGACAGGACACACCCUGUCCGAUAUUGCACUAGGAACAAUAGAGUCUCUGGACUCCAUCAGUCAAAUCAAACCAUUGGAAAAACUAACAACAGUUGUAUUGAUUGUUUUGUCUUUCUAGCCCUUUUUGGACACCCACUGAUUUUCACUCUCUGUUUUUUUCUGCCACUGCAAAGAUGGCCCUGUGUAUUUUGUCAUGGGGGCGGACUGUUAAGUGUUGAUCCCGGGAAAUAGGUGACUCACAGCCAGGAACAUGUCUUGGAAAAGGAACUACUUUGCGUCCGGAAGUGGCGGACUGCAGGGGAUCUUUACCCCACGCACCAUGACAUCCAUCGCCCCCAGUAAAGGACUCAGCAACGAGCCGGGCCAAAACAGCUGCUUCCUCAACAGCGCACUGCAGGUCCUGUGGCACCUGGACAUCUUUCGCCGGAGCUUCCGGCAGCUGACCACACACAAGUGCAUGGAGGACUCGUGUAUCUUCUGUGCCCUGAAGAGUAUCUUUGCCCAAUUCCAGUUUAGCAGUGAGAAGGUGUUGCCGUCUGACGCGCUCCGCAGCGCCCUGGCCAAGACCUUCCAGGACGAACAGCGCUUCCAGCUGGGCAUCAUGGACGACGCUGCAGAGUGCUUUGAGAAUAUUCUAAUGCGGAUCCAUUUCCACAUCUCAGACGAGACCAAAGAAGACAUCUGCACAGCCAAGCACUGCAUCCCACACCAGAAGUUUGCCAUGACACUCUUCGAACAGUGUGUGUGUAGCAGCUGUGGGGCCUCCUCUGACCCACUGCCCUUUAUUCAGAUGGUGCACUACAUCUCCACCACCUCCCUCUGUAACCAGGCGGUGAGGAUGUUGGAGUGCAGAGACAAGCCCACACCAGACAUGUUUGGAGAGUUGCUCCGCAACGCUAGCACUGUGGGAGACCUACGCAACUGUCCGAGUAACUGUGGGGAGAAGCUGCGUAUCCGUCGGGUGCUGAUGAACUCUCCAGAGAUCAUCACCAUAGGUCUGGUGUGGGACUCUGACCACUCAGAUCUGGCAGAGGACGUCAUCCACAGCUUGGGCACCUGCCUGCGCCUGGGGGAUCUCUUCUACAGAGUGACUGAUGACAAAGCCAAGCAGGCAGAGCUCUACCUGGUGGGCAUGGUGUGUUACUACGGCAAGCACUACUCCACCUUCUUCUUCCAGACCAAGAUACGCAAGUGGAUGUACUUUGACGACGCACAUGUCAAAGAGAUCGGGCCCAAGUGGAAGGACGUGGUGUCGCGUUGCAUCAAGGGCCACUAUCAACCCCUGCUACUGCUCUACGCUGACCCCCGGGGGACGCCCGUGUCAGUGCAGGACCUGCCCUCCCGCCUGGACCUGCACCACUUCAACAAGGCUUACUACGACAGCGAGGACUCGGGACGGGAGCCGUCCAUCUCAAGUGACACUCGCACCGACUCGUCGACAGACAGCUACUCCUACAAGUACUCCCACUCCCACCAUGAGUCCAUGGCCAGCCACUUCUCCUCCGACUCCCAGGGAACCGUCAUCUGUAACCCGGACAAUGAUGCAGCCUCACACAGCAGCCUGGAGACCACAGGCCAAGUGGCGGACAGUGGACCAGUGCAGUGCCACUCUCUGAGGAAAGGUGGGACAGUGGACAGAAAGGGCGGGGCCAGUGACAGGAGGCGGAGCUCUAGUCGUCCUCGCCGACUUGAGGAGAGGAGCCGGGGCUCUAAGACUGACGAGGCCACGUCGGCAGGUUACCACAGUGAGGGUGAGACUCUGAAAGAGCAGCAGGCGCCACGCACCGCAACCAAGUCCUCCUCUUCCAGCCGACUGAGGGACUUCAAGGAGACCAUGAGCAACAUUAUCCACAGCCGGCCCCUCUCCGCCUCCUCCUCGGGCUCCGGGGCCCUUGGGGGUCUAGGGGUUGAGCCGGGGGCCGCCACCAAGUCCAGAGACUGGGAGGCCGACAGCACCAGCAGUGAGUCCAAGUCCAGCUCCUCCGGGGGACGCUACAGACCGGCCUGGAGGCCCCGGAGAGAGGUUCUCAAUAUAGACAGCAUCUUCAGCAGGGAGAAACGGAGACAGGCUGGGUAUAGUCCCCUAGGGGCCACCUUGCCUGAAGACAGUGGGGCCCCGGCCGAGGGCUCCACAGGGUCAGUCACUGGAAAAGGACAGGGGCCCUUUGGUAAUAUGGCCUCCUCUUGGACCCUGCCGACCCCCAGGGGCCAUAAGAUGGAGCAGCAGCCCCCCAGGCUCAUCCAGAGGAUGGAGAGCGGCUAUGAGAGUAGCGAGAGGAACAGUAACAGUCCUGUCAGCCUGGACAUGCCUCUCAGCGAGGGACCCAAUGCUGCUAAUGCACACAGGGACACCGGUCUGAAGAAACCCUCCAGUCCCGGCUCAGGUCCAUCAUGGCGCACCGUGCCCAAGUCUAAGAGCAGCAGCGCUCUACUGCAGGAUGUCAAGGCUUCAUGCAGGGGCAACAGCCACGUAAGCCUGGCGGAAGAGGGCCGCAGCGAGCUGGACGAGCUGCAGGAGGAGGUGGCCAGGCGAGCGAGGGAGCAGGAGUUACAGAGGAGGAAGGAGAAGGAGAAGGAGGCCGCCUUGGGGUUCAACCCCAGACCCAGCAAGUUUAUGGACCUAGACGAGCUUCAGAACCAGGGCAAAGGGGACAGCUUUGAGCGGUGUGUGCCGGACGCCGAGGUGCUGCUAGACCAGUCUCUGCGUCUGGAGCAGGCUGGCGAUGUGUCUGCCGCUCUGUCAGUGGUUAACGAAGCUAUGUCUAAACUCAGGCUUCCCAUGCAUGAGGGCGGUGCUAACACCCAUAGCAGGACAGUGGCUGAGGCCCGGCUGCAAAAGUGCAUGAGGAGAGCGCGGGGCCUGCAGCAGCGCAUGCAACAGCAGCAGCAGGAAGACAGACCUCAGCAACAGGAUCAGGAGCAGACAGAGGAGCAGGAUCAGCCCUGUCCCUGUCCCCAGGAGCCCCCCAGUGAACAGUCUGUCCCAAUCAAAAUACUGUUGAUGGAUGCCCAGGAGGACCAACCGCAAGCAGUCCUGGAAGCCACCAGAAGCAUGCCUUCUCCUCUCCACGUUAAGCCCCUCCCCUCCAGUACAAACUCACUCCCUGAGCCCUCGAGCCACCCCCCUGUCUCUAUGCCCCCAAGCCCUCACACAGGGUCAACCACAGGGGGGUACGUGGCGGAGGCGAGGGGGCGCUGGGAAGGACUGGAUAUGUCAGGCGUGCUCCCUCAUGUGAGACCACUCCACAAGCACGCUGCCAUGUCCCUGCCUGCCCUGUGUGUGGACGGCUGGGACGAGAGCCAUACUGAGGGAGGCCAUGACCAGCCCCCAGCUCUGCCCAACUACAAGCCAGCUGCAUCCCCACACUGGAACAGUAACCCCGCAGCCCAGACUCUGCCCACCCCACACCCCCACCCCAGGACACCCUCUCCAGUCAGCCACGCCAACAUGGAGAAUGCCUACCCCAGACGGCCUUCGCUGGGUCCCUCUCAGCCCCCUCCUGCCCAUCAGAACCCUACCUCCUCCAACACCUCCAGGCUCGGUCCUCCUCCCCCUCCCACCCGGAACUGGUCCGGCUUGAGCCUGGGCCGGCCGGAUGCUGUCGACUCCCCUUUCUACACCCCUCCCACAGACUCCCACUACCCUCCACCCGCCCCCAGCCGACCAGGGCGGACCCCUUCCCCAGCAUCUGGGGACUACAGGUCAGGUGCCGCCAUGCCAGUGGAUCAGUGGGCAGAGAACGUGACCCGCUUCUACAACUCCCAGCCUGACCCUGUGGUGGGGUCGCCCUGCAAGGAGCUGUCAGAGUUAGACUCUCUGUACCAGGCGAGCCUACAGGCCCCCAGCUUGCCCCGGGCCCCACGCGGAGUCAGCCCCCAGCCCACUACGAACAAGCAACCGGCUAGGAAGCUAUUGUCUGGGCUGGCUGCACCUGGCCGCUCCAAGACUCCCACAGCCGAGUUAGAGAGACAUGCCUACAGAACGCCAGGCUACACCAGCAGCCCUACACAACACUCCAAGCCUGGGUCAUGUGAGCGAUCACUCGCAGAUGACGAGAACUACAGUGCUGAGAACCUCCGUCGCAUCGCCCGCAGUCUGAGUGGCACAGUCAUAGGGGGACGACCUGAACACCUCUCCCCCUCCCGCAGCUUUGAGCCCCCAGUUACCAGGAUGCCAAAGCAUGCGGACCCCCGAGUCACCGCACGUCACUCUAGCACGUCCUCCCUGCACCUCCCUCCCUCCUCCACCCACCUCUCUCCACCCGAACCCCAACACCAAUACGUCCACAACAACCACCACUACAGCCCCCCAGCACUGCCCCAGCACCCCCCUCAGCAGGCAGCGCGGCCCCCCUCCUCGGGGCCCUAUCUGGGACGCUCAGGAGAUCACCAGAAGGGAGACCAGUUUCUGGCUGUGUUUGACGGGGGUGAAGCUUUCUCCCGUGAAAACUACCACAGUGUUGCACUGAGCUACGGCACACUACCGCGGGCACCUCGCAGGGCACCUCCAUCCGGGUCCUCCUCUCUCCCCCAUCCCAGGGAAGGACCCAGCCCCAGCCCUGGCCCUGGGUACUACAGCCACCCAGACACGGGUUACGCCACCCUCUCCCACCCCCGCCGUUCUGCCCCCCCUAGAGGCACCAUAAACGGCUACAGGCAGCCCCCUCAACCCAGCAGGAUCAACGCAAUCCUACCCACCCGCCUACCUCCCCAACACCACCCAGCCUACCACCAGCUGUCCAACGAGACCUCCACCCAACCCCUCCGCCUGGACGUACCUCCGGAUGUUGACUGGAGGACUCCCGACUACAGGAUGGUACCACCGUCUAUGCCCAUGCGGGACCCCCACCCCCUCCAUCAGCACACCCAGAAGCCUGACCAACCUCGAAUGAGGGCCUCAUCCCAUUGCCCCGGUAGUGCCCCACUUUGUUCCCUGUGUCAACAGCUGCCCACCGAGCCCUCCCGCCACUACUGCCAGUCUUGUGGGGCCUAUAUGGCCCGCUUCCGGCCUGCCAGCUGAUCCAGCUUACCGUCACCCUACAAACAGACCCAGUUCACUCCCAACACACUCUUUCUCUCUCUGUCUCCUUUCUGUCUCUGUUCCCUGUUGGGCUGUAGAAGUCGGACUCUAGUCCUGAGUGUUAGGGAGACUAACAGUAAUCUUGGGGAACGUUGUUCUAGCAGAUUGUGGCCCUUUCACUUCCCAUCAAUUACUGUCUAAAGUAUAACCCCACCCCAAACCUCUUUAAUCAGACAGGCCAACCACUAUCUGGUCCUUAACCUGGUCUAUUUCUAUAGAGUUUAUGUUUAGCCUCAUCUAAGGUUGUUUAAAGAUGGUGUGAUCCAGAGCGAUGCCAACAACAUUGGAAAGUGAGUCCAGGCUGGGUAGAAGUGGGGUUGUGAAAGCCUUGCUUGCACUGAGUGUCCACUGAGGUGGAUGGCGAGAGGCAUUGUGUUUCUUGGAGAUUAGGACACCCCUCAUUCCCCGAAUGACACAUCAGCACCAACACAGCUGGAGGUUUAGGGGUUCCACUGAUGUUCCCAGGGGUCACAAUAAAACCCAUGCUUUGAGGAAGCCUGUUGUAGACAAAGACUGAAGACGGACGUUGAGUUAACGGGGUGGGGAGUUUGUUGUUGUUGUCCGUCAUGAAUGAUUCUUUAACAGGUAUUAGACAGUGAAGUGGAUGCAUCAUAAGGCUGCUUCCUCACACCAACCCUUCCCUGUCUGGAUAGGAAGAGACAACACCUUCUUCUCUCCUCUCCUCAUUGUGUACUGACACUAAAACAGACCCUCUGAGCGUUCAGAUUUAUUUACUUACUGUACUACUGUAUUUAUCAUUUUUAGGGUGCUCUGGGUAAGUAGUGUUUAGAUUGUCAAACGAAUCUUUCAGCCUAACCUGUAAAUACUCUGCCAUAGACCUGCUGUACUUUGCAUUGUAUCAACCUAGCUAGCACUGUCUGGUGAUUAGAGCCCUCUUGUAGAACGGGUGUGUGUCUCUCAGCUAGAGAGGGCUAAGGACCCUAGACUUUUAUCUUGAGGCUUUCCACAGCCCUGUAGCUAUGCACGGUUGUUCAGCAGAUCUACGACCGCCGGAAUCACUCGGCUUAGAGUACGUUAUAAAGUAAUAAUGAGAUUUUCUUAGUGCAGUGAAUUUACCCAACUGCGUUAAAACAAGUUUAGUUCACUUCAGAAGUGUUGAGAUAGUUUUGUCUGUUGCUGUUUUAUUUAUAUGGACAUGUCUCCCAUUGUUACAGGAGGUGCUCAAUGUUAUUAACCUAUUUUUGUACUUUAAAGACUUGGGAUAUUUAGAGGAUGGUGAUCUGGAGGGCUAAGGAAGUAGAGAGGUUCAGACUCGUAGAGAGAAUGUAGUGACAGUGUACUUUACAGAGAACACGCUGUGUCAAUUCAAUGGCUUUCAGCAAUUCGUACUUGUUGAAUCUUGAACGUUAGAUCCAUUUACAUUUUUUCUUGAUGUUUUGUCUUCGUGAUGCGCCAACACCGCGGAUGGCUAAUUAGUUCCUAAUUGAAAUCUCAACCCAAAUAUUACUAAGACGCUGAUUUAUACAGUAGCUCUGGAAUACAACAAAAGACAAAUUUGUCUCGUUUUUGAGGCAGAUUUUUAGAUCUGAUGAUGUAAACUUAUGGAUCAUUAGAGCCCCAAUUACAGUGAAGUCACUUUUUUGGCUUGGGAGGAAAAGUGAGCUACAGCCUUACAAAAUACACUUACGUUAUCUACAAUCUGAAAUGGAGGAAAUUACUAAAUGAUGUUUUGUUGCUUUCUACAAUAUUGCUGAUUUUGUUUUGGAAUAUUUGUACAGGUAUUUUUCUACACUGUAGAUAUGACCGAGGGAAUAUGAAGAGAAUGGAGCUUAAUGAAGAAAGUUGAGUGUCUUAAGAUAAAACAAUUGCAAGAAUUUAGGAUGCUCAACUGCAGUGCAAUUCCCCGGGUGCGAGUGGUGUUGUCCUUCUUUGGGGAAAACAGUCUCUGAAACAGAAAUGUAAUUGGAUUGUUGCAGACGUUAAACACUUAACCAAAGAGUGCCACUUUAGUGAGUCAUUUUGAUGAAAAGGAAUUAAUAAUCCUUAGUUUGUGUACAUUAUGCAACACUGCCCUCUCGUGGAUUGACAGUAGAAGAGCAGGUGACAGGUGUCCAUUUUCUUUGAUUUAACAUGCUUAUAAACAGAUACUGCGACAGCUGAACAGUGUAAAUUUGUGUACAGAUAAUGAUAUCCUUCGAACUUAAAUGUUAAGAAGGUGUGUUUUCCUGGUAAUAUAAAGGAAGGGUUGACAGAUUUCCAUUUUGGACUUAGUUUGUAAAUGCUGUGCUAGCAGAUGGAACUUGUAUUUUUGCAAUAAAGUUGUUACAAAGUGCUCCAAACAG